AUGGCACCUUCCAUCCAGCUCGUGUCUCAGGAUCCCCGAAUUUGGGUCACCGAUGACAGCGUCUCAGCCGAGUUCCUGCAGUCCGUGGACGACGCCUUCAAGUCUGAGAACAGGCAUGUAGUUGAAAAGCACAGCGGCCGGAAGAUCGUGGCGCGAAAUCUUGAUUUCGAGAAGGAUGACUUAUGGCAGGAGCUCUUUCAGAGGAUCUCCGACAUUUGCGGCUUAGAGGGCGCAGUGCCUCAUCACCGCAACUUCAUGGUGACAGAAGUCUACGGCAGCGGCCAAGAUGCCCAUGUUGAUCACGCCAACGUGGAUGAUGUCGCCGCAGGGGAUCCCAUUGAUUUCUUAGACAUGACGAGGCAAAGUCCUUCCAAUAGCGACCCGCGGAGAGUCGUCCCAACGAUCUCAAUCAUCUUGUACUUUAAUUCUGUGGGUGGAAUUCGGUUUCCAUAUGCCGACGGAAUGCAAACAAUCGCUGGCAAGCGAGGGCGAAUGAUCUUGUUUGAAAACUACCAGGACGAGCGUAGGCCGUUGCACAAGACAUCAGCCACUCACUAUGGUAUCUACUUUGAGCAAGUGCCCAAGCGCCUUCUCGUCCUGGGUGUUCUGGCGAAUGAGACGCCGCCCAUGAACGGAAGUGCAAAGCCCACCAAGGGGUUGAUCUACUGUGCUGGUACGGAAAGGGACCCCCUCUUCCACGACAAUCCCUCUUAUGACGUGUACAAGUACAGCCCGCCACCCGCUGCAAAGGCUGACCUCAUCAUCACUCUGGACGUGAGCUCGAAGAAAGAGACGUGCACAGUCUUGGGGCGAAACAUGGCCGGGGAGGAGGUCUACAACUUGCCGUACCUUCUAUAUCCCCCUUUUUUCUUUUAA
Messenger RNA from Symbiodinium natans, 876 nucleotides. The record is from the annotation of a GenBank genome assembly. Lineage: Eukaryota; Dinophyceae; Suessiales; Symbiodiniaceae.